AUGGUGCACCGUGCGACUGUAGGGGAGGUACUAGCGAGACUCCUGCUCCCCCCCCAUGCUCAUGCUCUUAUGCAGAACUGCGGGGGCAUAAUUGCAUAUCUUGAGCAGACAUAUGGGGUUACCGGGGCCCCUUCAGGCUGGAAAUGCUACCGUAACCCUCAGCCAUACCCACUUCCUCCUCAUGAACCUGCUACUUGCCCCUGUUCUACCAUCCAGGAAUCAAUGCAUAGCAUGUGCUAUUCCUCUUACCAACAAUGUAUAGGGGCCAAUAACCAGACUUAUUUCACUGACAUACUACAGAAUAAUAAAAGCCCCACCAUUAAUGAAGGUAAUAGAUACCUUCAGGCUGGAUGCACUGGCACCCCCGGGACCCCGGUAUGCUGGAAUAUCAGGGCCCCCUUACAUAUGUCAGACGGUGGGGGGCCCCAGGACGGAAUACGCCAGAUAGAAACCCAAAGACAAAUAGAAGAGGUCUAUCGACAUCUGUACCCAAAGCUUAACUACCACCCCCUAAUUCUCCCUAAGGUCAAUCCCUCUGAAUUGGACCCCCGGACCAUGAUUAUACUAAAAGCUACUUUUAUACUUUUGAAUGCUACCAACCCCAACUUAGCACAGGAUUGCUGGCUUUGCCUUCCACAAGGACCGCCCCGCCCUAUAGCCAUCCCCACCUUCGCCAAUUUAAAUAUCAACGAACAAUGUACCCCUACUUUACUCCCCGAGCCAUUCCCCAUACAAUUUUCAGAAUUUUCAACCACCUUUAAUACCUCGUGCUUUGUCAAGAACGAUUCCCUCUCUAACGCCAGUAUUGACUUGGGAAUCCUUUCAUCCACUAGAUGUAGUCAGUAUAUCCCCGUGAACUCCUCCCUCUGUAGUCCUAACACCACUGUUUUUGUCUGCGGAAAUAACAUAGCAUACACCUAUUUACCCCCGAACUGGACAGGGGUCUGCACCCUAGCCACCCUCGUCCCCAAUGUAGACCUGAUCUCGGGAGACACCCCAUUGCCCAUUCCCAGCUUUGACCUUUGGGCAGGGAGAACCAAACGAGCCAUUACAGUCAUACCCCUCCUGGUAGGAUUAGGAAUUACGGGAGCUGUGGCCACAGGAAGUAUAGGCCUUGGGGUUUCCCUUCAUUCCUAUAAUCAGCUAUCUAGGCAAUUAAUAGAAGAUAUAGGAGCCCUCUCUGGUACCAUUCAGGACUUACAGGACCAAUUAGAUUCAUUGGCCGAGGUAGUCCUACAAAAUAGGAGGGGCUUAGACUUGCUGACAGCUGAACAGGGUGGGAUAUGCCUUGCCCUAAAAGAAAGAUGUUGUUUCUAUGCAAAUAAAUCAGGCAUUGUAAGAACCAAGAUCCACCAGCUCCAGGAAGACCUAGCUCGCCGCCGGCAAGAAUUAGCGGAUAACCCCCUUUGGUCAGGAUUUCAUGGGAUGCUCCCCUACCUCCUCCCCAUCCUGGGCCCUCUACUAUGCCUCCUUCUCCUCUUCACUAUAGGCCCCUGCAUACUCAGUAAAGUCAUGGAUUUUGUUCGCGAAAGAAUAAAUACAGUCCAGCUAAUGAUAUUAAGAACACAAUAUCAGCCCUGCGAGGCCUCAGAAAUUGAAGAAACUGAGCCUUGA
This is a messenger RNA of Lagenorhynchus albirostris (white-beaked dolphin), 1614 nucleotides long. RefSeq names its product syncytin-1-like. Lineage: Eukaryota; Metazoa; Chordata; Mammalia; Artiodactyla; Delphinidae. Bases 1 to 1614 code for a protein of 537 amino acids. The record is from RefSeq and is a predicted model, not a curated record. The transcript has a single exon.